UAUACAGUAUUAUACAGCCCAUAUCAUCGAUCAUCAUCCAAGAUACACAGCUAGAAGGGCCGCUAGGCAGCCUCUGGGUGAUAGUUUUUCGUUGAUCUGCGUUCCCGGACAAGCCUGCUGGCUGCAAGAUGCAUCGCUCCAGUGCCGUGACUUCGGCCUCCAUCUACGAGCGAAAGUUCGCCGAGAAAUUGACCAUCUUGAACCAACGCGGACAGGGCAUUCUCAUCCGCGUCUACAACAUCAAGAAGUCGUGUCUCGACCCCAACACACGGCCAGCUUGUCUCUCUGACAGGACCCUGGACUCUGCCAUCAAACACAUCAACAAGAAAUUCCCCAAUGUUGACACAAAGGACAAGAGCCAUCUAACUGCCAUCUCCAGCCUACAAAAGGACAUAAUGCAGCAUCUUCCCAAUUACUACCAUACCUUUGUAGACGUCAUGGAAUUUAGAGACGUCACCAAUGAGGUCGUUACCUCCGUGGCAACCUCUCAGUUCUUCUUUGACAUUACAACGAACGUUGACCUGACGAGCUCUCUACUGGAGCUGGUGGCCACAUAUGCCAGUAUCAUGAUCCUACUGAGUCAGGUGGAUGAUAGGAGGACUAUAGCUGGGCUGUUCAACGUUGCCCACGAGAUGAGUAGAGGGAGCCAGGACCCUAGCUUCCCUAGACUGGGUCAGAUGUUCACUGAGUACGACCACGCCCUCCGGAAGAUCUCCGAGGAUUUCAUCCCCCUGGCAAAGGUGAUAGUUCAGGCAGUGAUGUCACUCCGGCCGCUCUACCAGCGACGUAACCUACCUGCCUACCAGCUGAGGUCUCAAGGUCAGCUGAGUGCCAGUGCUAACCCCAACCUGAUGCUGCAGCCAAUGCUCUCCAACGAGCUGUCCUGUGACCUCCUCUCACUGGAGACCAUGCACAGAUGGAUACUCUUUGGGUUCCUGCUGUGUCACAGCCAGCUGUCCUCCUACCCUGGGGCCUCAGAUCUCUGGAAGCUGGCUCUCUAUGACGGCUUCUACCUCACCCUCUGCCGCGACGAGGCCAUCGCCGUCCACGGUGUCUUUGAGAAACUCCUCUCCGACUCCAAAGACAAAAAUGAUCGGCGAAGAGCGUCAGAAGCAGCUGAAGCCCUCAACCAGGCCCUCCAGAAUGCAGGAGCCCUCCAUCGUGACAGGAGGCGGUACCUGAGGACAGCGCUGUCCGAGCUACACCAGCUCCUCUCUGACUCCCCCGGUCUGUGUGGACCCAAGGCUCUGACAGUGCUGCUGGCCCUGACUCUGGCAAGAGACGAAGUUCUGUGGCUCAUGAAACACAUGUUGGCCCCGCCCCCAAAGGGAAAACACCGCCCUAACCCAGACGACUACCAAGACCCCGCCCUCCCCGAGCUCCUCUUCAAUAUCGUUGAAGUCAAGGACUCCUGAGGAUGUGGGCGGCACAGUGCUGGUUGUGUUGUUCAGAACUACUACCUUCGCUACAUGGGGGCUACGACGCACAGCUCAUCAGAGAUGUCGUAUGCGUAUCAUGGUGUGUCCAGAAGAGGAGAGCAUUCUGAUGUCGUCAAUGGUGGAGACACUGGCUAGACUCCACGGACAGACAAUGACUGAGAGAUCAGAGUACGACUUUGAUGCUCUGCGACUGGACUGGUUUAGGCUCCAGACACUCACCUCUGUCAACAAGGCUCCUCUCAGGUAUACAUAGUAGAGUUAAACAGGACCCUGGGGCUCCACACCAUGAACGCAAUCGUCGGUCACUAGAGUCUGUAGCGGGUGUCGACUCAUUCAUUCGAAGAGCGCUCUCAGCUCCAACAUGCUGACAUGUCCUUCCUCUGCUUCCUUACGACAGACAGUUGAGGCCUGGGGCUGAGUUCUCGCGAACCCUUCGCUACCCUCCACAACUACCUUACAUCAUCGCCUUUCCCGUCGUCUGUACCGAGUCCUGAACUGUACCUCUCAGUUCUGUCCAGAGGAGCGAAUCAACAUUGGCGAGAGGUGUGUUAAUUCAAUCAACCAUUUCCUGGAGUUCAUAGCCAAGGAGGUGAAGCAGCUGCUCGAGAGCGCUCUAAUGUGCAGAGAGAGGACCUCCUCGCGAACAUCUAGGCCUUCCUCUAACACGGAGAGCAGGGGUCAUACAGUGGGAAACAACAAAAAACCGGGUGAAGAAGGAGAAGAAGGGGGGACCAGAAACAGGCCUAUUCUGCCCAGUAGGGUGUUCACUCCGGAGUUAGAAGCAUCGCAGGAACAGAGAAGACAGUGUCAAGAGUGACAUUGUGCUGGGGAACCUGGUGUCCAUAUGUCAGUCCAUCAGCAGUUUCCCCAUACUAUCAGCCUGGGACCACACCUUUGUCCCUCGCGAGUACCUCGUAGCCCAUCUCGAGGACCUGUUCAUGAAGCGUGUGUUUGCUAUGAUGCGCUACAACAUGGAAACUCACGACAUCGCCCGGCCCUCGGAGGUCCUGGCCCGGAUCCAGUCCUACAUGUCCGCACUCCGUACCCUGGAGCUCUAUGUGACCAUUGACAUGACCCGGGUCCUCACAGCCGUCCUCCUACAGGAGACACAGAUGCUGGAUAGCAAGGGAGAGGCCACCCUCGCUUCCACUUACACUGCCUGGUAUACCAACACUCUACUAAAGAGGGUAGCAGUUGGAGGAGUAUGCUACAGUGUCAGUAGAAAAUGCUUCGUAUCCAAAGCAAUAAUGCCCUUCAAAGCAGAGGAGUAUACUGACAUCACCGGUGAGUAUACUAACAUCAGGGUUUAGUAUACUUAGAGUAUAUCAAGUUUAUAAUACUAAGUAUACUAGAACA
This is a messenger RNA of Geodia barretti, 2795 nucleotides long. The record is from the annotation of a GenBank genome assembly. Lineage: Eukaryota; Metazoa; Porifera; Demospongiae; Tetractinellida; Geodiidae.